CGCUGCGCUCUGUGCAGGUGUCAACAUCAACACAUACACACACAGUUGCGACAGGUUGCCAUAUCUGGGUUUCUUUAUCUAAAGGCAAAAAAAGAAGACGACGUUACAAUGCUCAGACGAAUUUUACAAAUGACUCCUGGAAAGGGAGGAUCCCAGACACCUGAGUCUGAUCAGCCGUCUGCUGACAUAAAUAAUGAGACUUCAGAGGGCUUCAUUUGCCCUCAGUGUAUGAAGUCUCAUAACUCUGCUGAGGAGCUUUUCAAGCAUUAUGAAGUUUACCAUGAGACCCAGGAGCAGCCGUCUCAUCUCAGUUCCGGGAGGGAAGAUUUGUCUUUUUUGCGACAAGAAGUGCAAGACUUGCAAGCGUCACUGAAGGAAGAACGAUGGUUUUCAGGAGAAUUGAAAAAAGAACUAGACAAAGUGCAAGGACAACUGAAGCAAGGACCUCAGAAUGACGGCCCGGUAGGUGUUGAGGAAUCGGAGCUGGAAAUGAAACUCCAUGAGGCUGAGACUGAAAAAUUCAACAUCAAACAGAUGAAAGACCUGUUUGAACAGAAGGCAGCCCAACUGGCUACUGAGAUUGUAGAUAUCAAGUCACGCUAUGAUGAGGAGAAGAGCGUAAGAGCAGUUGCUGAGCAGAAAGUGACGAGCUUGCAGCAGGACUUGCAGAGAGAGAGAGAGGAAAAGGACAGACUUCAGACAGAACUACUGCAGAGACCAGGAGUGGAGGAUGUGGAGGUGUUGAAGAGAGAACUGGUGCAGGUACAAACACUGAUGGACAGCAUGACUCGUGAAAGAGAGGAGGAAUCUGCACGGCUCAAAAACGAGUAUGAACAGCUGCAGAGGAAUUUUACUACCUCAGAGAUUCGUAAACUGGAGGCAACUAUCUCCAAUCUGAAGGCAGAACUGGAAAAGGGUCCCCAGGAAGCUGCAGUUUACACGCAACAGAUUCACCAACUACAAAGCAACCUGGACAACCUCCAGCAACAGAGCCAGAUGCUGUCAGCAAAGCUUUCACGACGGGAGAAGGAUAACCAAGAGCUGGAGGAGCGGCUGUCUCAGGAGCAGUUAUCCAAGAAGAAUCUACAGGGUAGCCUCCACCAAAGGGAGCUGGAGCUGCAGGAGAGCCAAGCACGCGCUUCAGCAGGAGAGGCCUCCCUCAGUCGGGUCCAGGCCGAGUUAACUGAGCGCGGGGACGAGGUAGGGCGUCUCAAAAAGGAGCUGGCUGAGCUUGAGAAGAGCCACCAGGAUUUGAAAGCUGAGCGCAAACAACUUCAGCAGCAAAGGGAGGAGAGAGAGAGCCACGGCUUGCAACAGCAGGGUGAAAUUAGCCAGCUGCAUGGAAAGCUGCUGGAGACGGAGCGGCAGCUGGGUGAAGUGCAGGGUCGGCUAAAGGAGCAGAGACAGCUUGCAGGAGAAAAACUAAAGGACCGCGAACAGCAGGUUGCUGACCUCCAGCUUAAACUUUCCAGAUUAGAUGAGCAGCUGAAAGAGAACACUUCCAAGUCUACUGACCUGCAGCAACAGCUGGACAAAUCCAAACAGCAACAUCAAGAACUGCAAACUCUCCAGCAGAGCACAAACAGCAAGCUGCGAGAAGCACAGAAUGAUUUGGAGCAGGUGCUGCGUCAGAUCGGUGAUAAGGACCAGAAAAUCCAGAAUCUGGAGGCUCUCCUGCAGAAAAGCAAAGCCAGUCUGAGUCAGCUGGAAUCUGAAAGACAAGACCUGUGUGCCAAGAUUCAAGCAGGAGAAGGGGAGGCUGCUUUACUCAACCAACUACAGGAAAAGAACCACACACUACAGGAGCAGAUAAAUCAGCUGAUAGAAAAACUGAAGAACCAGUCAGAGAGUCAUAAACAAGCACAAGAGAACCUCCAUGAGCAGUUACAAGAGCAGAAAAGCCAGCUGCGCUCAGCACAGGACCGGUGCCUGUCCUUGGAGAGUAAUGUAACAGAUCUCACUUCACAGCUGACCCAGAACAAGGAGAGACUUGCCCAACUUGACACCCAGCUAAAGGCUAAGACAGAGAUGCUACUGUCAGCUGAAGCAGCGAAAACUGCCCAGAGAGCAGAUCUAGAGAGCCAUCUAGAAACUGCCCAGCAUGCCUUGCAAGACAAACAACAGGAGGUGAGUAAAGCUCAGGCUCAGCUGGAAGAGCAGAGCUGUCGGCUGCAGGAAAAGCAGGAACAGUGCUUGCAGCUGGAGGCCGGUCUGAAGGAGAUUAGGGAGAAGCUGCUGGCUGCAGAGCAGAAGACCGACAGCCUGGAGAGCCAGACUAAGAAAGCAGAAGCUGAGUUAGUGGAGCUGCGAUCAGGAAGGGAACAAGCACAGAAGGCACAGAAAAGACAGCAGCAGCAGAUUAGUGAACUGGAGAAGAGGAAUAAGGAGCUCAGUCUCCACCUGGACACUGAAAAACAAGGGGCUGCAGCUCUUCAGGAGGAGCUGCAGAAAAAAAGCUCAGCUUUGGGAGAUGCACAAACGCAUGUUCAAAGGUUGGAACAGGAACAGAGUGAUAUUAAGACAAGACUGGAGAAACUCAUUGGUGAAGGAAAUGUGCAAAAAUCUGAACUGGAGAAGAAGCUCAAGGGCUUGAGCAUGGAGCACCAGAAAAUCAAGCAGGAGAGAGAUACACAGGCCAAAGAGCUGCAGAAGGUGAAGGAGGCUCUAAACAAGGCUUCUGCAGCCCUAAAGGAGAGUGAGACUCAGCUAGAGAAAGAGAAGAAGGGCAGUACAGCAGCCCUAGAGGAGAAGGAGAAAGUUUACCAGAAGGCCCAACAAGAGCUUCAGAGGAACGUAGAAGCAAUGGCUAAAGAAUUGACCACAGCCAAAGCGCAGUUGGGGAAAAUGGCAGAGGUGGAGAAGGGGCUUCAGGCACAACUGCAAGAGCUGAAUACCCAAUUGAAACAGUCUCAGGAUGCAGUAAAGGAAAAGGAGAAGGACAUCCAGCAGGUUCAGACACAGCUAAAGACAGCCCAAGGAUCCUUCACUGAGGAAGUGAAAAAACUGCAGAGCCAAGUAGCAGACCUGCAGACCACACAGACAAAGAAGGAGGAGGAGUUAACUAAGCUGAAGGAACAGAUGACUGUGCUGUCUGAACAGCUGAAUUCUGAGAAAAACCACAGAGCAGAGCUUCAAAAAACCUGUGACAGCACCAAAGAGACCUUAUCCAAAGUACAGUCUGAUUAUUAUGGCAAGGAGUCUGAAGUCUCUUCUCUGCGCCAGGACCUCAAGGCCCGUGAAGAGAAGCUGGCCCUGACUCAGGAAGAACUGGUAGCCAGCACCAACCAGCUGAACACUCGUGAGGCCCAAAUCCAGGAUCUGAAAACAGGACAUGCAACACUGGAGAAAGAUUUGAAGAAGAGGGACGAGAAGCUCAAACAGCAGGAGGAGGCGCUACGAGAACUGCAGAAGCAGCAGGAGCUGAUGCAGGAGGAGCUAAAGAAGGAGCGUUCUCAGGUGGAGGAGCUAAGAGAGGCUCAGAGUGGGCUAGAGAAAGAGCGGAGCAGGCUAAAUACUGAACUGAAAGCUCUGGCAGACAAGAGUGAGAAGGAGCUCAAGGACCUGCAGGCAGCGAAGCAGCUCUUACUCCAACAGAAAGUAGAGCUACAGGGCCGAGUUGAAGCGAUCCAAGCAGCACUGGAGCAGGAGAAGAAGGAACAUCAGAACACCCGAGAGUCCAUCACACAGUCACAACAGCAACACAAAGCAGAGACUGACAAGCUGCACAAACAACUGGCAUUGGAAGUAAAGGCUAAGGAUGAAGUGGAAAAGCGGAAAGAGGAGGCCGAGGCGAAGCUUACAAUGCAGGUUUCUGCCCUUAAUGAGAACGUUGCGACACUGAAGCGAGAGUGGCAGAGCAGUCAGAGACGCGUGAGCGAGCUGGAGAAACAGACGGAUGAAUUGCGUGGUGAGAUUGCCGUGCUUGAGGCCACUGUGCAGAACAACCAAGACGAGAGACGUGCCCUGCUCGAGAGGUGUGUGAAGGACGAAGGUGAAAUAGAGAAGUUGCAAGCUAAAAUGCUGGAGAUGAGGAGAAAACUAGACGACACCACGGCAGCCAUGCAAGAGCUGGGUCGAGAAAAUCAAUCCUUACAGAUAAAGCAGUCUCAGUCCCUUACACGGAAGUGGGCAGAGGACCACGAGGUGCAGAACUGCAUGUCCUGUGGGAAAGGCUUCUCUGUCACCAUCCGGAAGCACCACUGCCGCCACUGCGGGAACAUCUUUUGUGCUGAAUGCUCAGCCAAGAACGCCCUGACACCAUCCUCUAAGAAGCCAGUGCGGGUAUGUGAGACCUGCUACGACGAGCUGCAGGGCUAACGGGCUUCUUCCCGCCUGCUGCUCUGCUACGUACCCACCACGGACUUUUCCUGCACAGACUGUCGCUUUCUCAGACGCUGGAGUCAGGAGCAGGAGUGGUGGGGUGGCAAAGCUGCAGAAAUAAAUGAGGACUGGUCUGGUUUGGUCUGCUCACUACGCAUGAGGUGGCCUCAGAGAGAGAGCAACAAAAGAAUCACAGCAGUCCUCACCCGAGCAGUGCCUUGGUCACCUCUAGGGUCAUUUGGGGUUCCAAAGAAUUUAAAAGGGAAAGUGGUGCAGCAUUUUAAUGGAAUGUGUUUUGAUGAGAUUCUAACAUGCUCUGCGCUUUGGGUCCCAGACUGGACGAUUUGUACCUCAAGCUUUUUCUCUUCUGAACAAAGCAGUAAUGAAUGUGCCAGGAUGGCAUCCAGUGUGAGAGGAUUCAUUCAUCAACAGCUCAAGUUAGAAAAGAGCACAGAGCUAUGGAUAAAAAAUCUCAUCAAAAACGUAUAACUUUCCCAGUUGACAGUGUGGAACAGUCUGAUUUAGUUGCUAAUCUGAAUGUGCAGCCAGAUCAAGUACUGUUUUCCAUUGCCUAAUGGUACCUGUGACAACAGGAGUUAACCAAAGGCGUGUUAAUGUUAAACACUAACAACAGCUGACAUUUCCAGUAUAAACUGACACCAAUACUUGAAAAUUCCUGCAUCAUACAGCCUUGUAGAAAAGCCCUUGUGGCUAGCUAUAUUUGUUUACCUUGAUUAACCUUUCUUCAAAAACUACAUUUGACCAAUCAGUGGUCUGCCUCAUUUUUAGCUGCACCUGUAAUUUCUUGUUUAGUACCCUGGCAAGAUGUGCAACAAACAGUACUAAUACAAUGUGUUGCAUAAUUUUCUAAUGUUACCACCUCGAACUGAGCUAUGAAAGAAAUUUAAACAGAAAUGCCCAAUUAUUUUUUACCUAGAAUAAAAGAAACCAGCUUGCCAGUUUUUUUUUCUUCCCCACUCGAAACUCCUUCAUUAUUAUGGGCGGUAUUGUGUGUGAUUUAUGAAAAAAUCCCAGUACAUUCUGUUUUAGUUUUAAGUAGUAACACUACAAAAUGUGAGAAAUGGGUAGGCUGUGAGGUCGGGGGAAACUGGGAUGUUACAGCAGGGGUCUCUUGGCAGUGGAAAUCAGAUUUGUUAGUGCAGCGUGCCACACUGUCCCUUGGAAAGUACUAUUGGUCUUCAUUUUGACUUGAUUGAACCUUUUUCAACUUUUUUUUCCCCUCAUAUUAAUUUAGGCAUGUUUUAUUAAAUGGUGUCUAUGUAUCAUACAUGCUUGCUAUGCUGCUCAUGUUUUUUUUAUUUGAUUAAAAAAAAAAACUACUUUUUACGUUUUGUUUUUAAUGAUAUCAGCUUUUCCAAAUCGGUGCAUCUGAGCAGUAUUUUGCUAAUUUCAAUCAAUUAGAUUUUUGACAGGAUCACUUAUUUGCACCUGUUCGUGCCCUGCUACUAAGCAAUAAUUGUGAUGAUGUGGCUAAAACUGUGUGCGUGUGUGUGUGUGUGUGUGAAUCUGUGUACGUAAGAGAUUUAUAUAUAUAUAUAUAUAAAUGCUAUAUUGAUUGUAUAAAAUAUGGGCUGCUAGAGCAUUUCUAAAAGCGCAUCGUCAAUGUUUGUGUAGCAUUAUCGUUCCGCAUUCUGUCAUCACACUACCUGCAUCUUGUCUACUCCUCUCUAUCUUUCUACCCAGUGGGUGUGAAAAGUGUCACGCGUGACAUGAGAGAAAAGACAUCAGCUUCAAACAUACUGUAGAUGCAAUCGGUAUGCUUUGUGCUAGAGGACGGAUUUAGCCAUGAAAACAGCUGAAUUUUUGGCGCGGGUGCUUGUGCAGACGUGCAAAAGAAAUUGUACAGAUUGUACUUGCUGUAUAGUAAACUUCAGUGUGAGAUAUCUAUCACAAUGCGCCUUUCCUCUACAUGCUUGCUUCGGCAUAGAGGAUGCACUCGUAGAAAUGCAUAUUCCCUAUCAUACAAGAAGCAGUGUGUUUUAUUUCAAGACACAUACACACUCAGAUGCACCAAAAUCAACAAAUCUAAUCAUUUUCAUCAGUGUAAAUUUCAGACUGACUCUGUAUUUUUAUGUCACCUACCUCCGGACUGUGUGUUUCCCUCUCAAAUAUUUGUUUUACCAUAAAAUCCACAGUCUCGUUAACACUAUGGCUGUUAAGUCUCAGUCCAAGUGUCGGUUACUAGAAAUAAGUCAAGAAAGUUGCCAGAACUCAGAAUGUUAACCAUUUUAUGAGUAAUACUACGCUGCAGUAGAUUCGGUUAUGUUUCCGCACUUCUCAUCCGAACGACAGGUUGUUUCUGUUGUGAUCAUGUGGUCGUGCCUUAAGUCUUGCUUCCUUAGCAUCAGGGCUCGGUCACAUGGGCUGAGCCGAAAGGCUUCACGCUCGUACAGUACAUAACUGUUCACUGUCAGUAUGGCGACGCUGGUGGUUAUAAAUGUGUCAAAACGGUGUAUGAAUAUAAUUUAUGUCAAGAUGUUUGUUUUCUAAUUGUUUUUCAUUGAUAUGUUUGAGUAAAUAAACUACUGUAAGUGUUUCUAUUUUCA
Clarias gariepinus (North African catfish) is the source of this 6887-nucleotide messenger RNA. It is a transcript of the gene eea1, whose product is annotated as early endosome antigen 1. Gene Ontology annotation, molecular function: 1-phosphatidylinositol binding; metal ion binding. The record is from RefSeq and is a predicted model, not a curated record. The transcript has 30 exons. Gene Ontology annotation, biological process: endocytosis. Bases 109 to 4317 code for a protein of 1402 amino acids. Lineage: Eukaryota; Metazoa; Chordata; Actinopteri; Siluriformes; Clariidae. Gene Ontology annotation, cellular component: early endosome.